AGAAAAGACUGAAGUAGUCCACUGGUCAAAGUACACAUUCUUGCUUUACUUUUCUCCAAACUCCCAAAGUCAGUGACUUCGUCGCAGUGGUCUCUCUCUUACCUGACCACGUAGGAGUCCAGUGAGGAAUAUGUCCUCACCUUUUCUUUGGAGUUUGGUUAUUUUACUGAUAUUUGCAGAGUUUGAUGGUGAAGCUGGAGAACUUGAGCUGCAACGACAAAAAAGAAAUACUGAUCUGCAACAGCCUCGGUUGACUUCAGAAAGGGGAAAUUUAGUGUUUCUUACGGGGCCUACCCAAAACAUUGAAUUUAGAACUGGAUCCCUGGGAAAAAUAAAAAUAAACGAUGAAGACUUCAAUGAGUUUUUACAGCAGAUCAAGAUAAACAAAGAAGAGAUUAUAGAUUUAAAAAGAAAUUUGGAUGGUCUGCAUCAAAAUGUAUCUAGUCAAAUCUAUCAGCUCAAUUCCAAGCUUGUGGAUCUUGAGAGAAGAUUUCAAAGCUUACAGCAGACAGUGGACAAAGACGUUUGCCGCAGCAAUCCCUGCCGAAACGGUGGAACCUGCCACAAUCUGCUUGAUUCUUUUUUUUGUAUCUGUCCCUCACAGUGGGAGGAUCCUCUGUGCUCAACUGAUGUGAACGAAUGUGUGAUUUACUCUGGAACACUCCUGGGCUGCCAGAAUGGAGCCACAUGUGUGAACACAGUGGGGAGUUACAGCUGUACCUGCAAACCUGAUACAUAUGGACCCCAGUGUGGGCUCAGAUAUAAUGACUGCGAGGGGGGCUCUAAAGAGCUCUGUGUCCAUGGUGUCUGUGAGGAUUUAGAACGACAGCAAGCUGGAACGCGCAAUUACACAUGCAUCUGCGAAGCUGGCUGGACAUCCUUGCCCAACCACCCUGCCUGCAUAGUAGAUCGAGAUGAGUGCAGCCUACCGUCUUCUUGUUCAGCCCUUGUGCAAUGUUUCAACACUCCCGGUUCUUUCUACUGUGGGCCCUGCCCAAAAGGCUGGCAAGGAAAUGGGUAUGUUUGUGAAGACAUCGAUGAAUGUGAGAUAAAUAAUGGUGGCUGUUCUAUGACUCCACUUGUUAGGUGUGUGAACACACCUGGAUCUUUUAUCUGUGAGGACUGUCCACCAGGGUACCAGGGUGACGGAAAAGUGUGCACUGCCAUAGACAUCUGCUUGAUCAACAAUGGAGGCUGCCACCCUCAUGCAACAUGCUUGUCAUCUCACGGUUUGUUACCUCUCUGCACCUGUCUGCCGGGAUACACUGGAAAUGGUUAUGGACCGAAUGGAUGUGUGCAACUUGGAAAUGUUUGUUUAAGUCACCCCUGUUUAAAUGGACAAUGCACAGAUACAGUCUCUGGCUAUUUUUGUAAAUGCGAUUCAGGCUGGGCUGGUGUCAACUGUACAGAAAACAUCAACGAGUGUUUGAGCAGCCCCUGUCUGAAUGGGGGGACUUGUGUCGAUGGUGUGAAUGCUUUCAGUUGUGAAUGCACGAGUUCCUGGACUGGAUCUCACUGUCAGAUUCCCCAGCAAGCAUGUGGAGGGUCCCUGUCAGGGAUGAACGGAAGCAUCAGCUAUAGAAUCUCUGAUGUUGAUUAUCUUCAUGAUGUUAACUGCUUCUGGAUUAUCCGAACCGAAGAAGGAAAGGUCUUGCAUAUCACAUUCACUUUCUUCCAAUUAGAAUUGGAGAACAAUUGCCCACAUGAGUUUCUUCAGAUUCACGAUGGAGAUUCUUCCGCAGAAUUUCCACUGGGAAGAUUCUGUGGCUCCACAGCCCCUCAGGAUCUUCACAGUAGUGACCACGUGCUCUAUUUUCAUCUCCAUUCUGACCAUUUGAGAAGAGGGAGAGGCUUUACAGUACAAUGGGAAACACAGCAACCAGAGUGUGGAGGUAGACUGGCUGCUACUUAUGGCUCUAUCCAAUCUCCGGGGUAUCCUGGAAACUACCCCCCUGGAAGAGAUUGUGUCUGGAGCAUUAUUACCAGCCCUGAACUUCUGAUAACAUUUACUUUUGGGACUUUGAGCCUGGAGAACCAUGAAGACUGUAGCAAAGAUUAUCUGGAGAUUCGAGACGGUCCUUUCCACCAGGACCCCAUUCUUGGAAGAUUCUGCACCACCAGCUCCGUCCCACCACUCCAGACUACAGGUCCCUUUGCCAGAAUUCAUUUCCAUUCUGACAAUCAGAUCAGUGAUCGCGGCUUCCAUAUCACCUAUCUAACAUCACCCUCGGAUCUGCAUUGUGGAGGGAACUACACAGACCCAGAGGGUGAGCUCUUCCUUCCCAGCUUGCCUGAGCCUCUGGCUCACAACAGGCAAUGUGUCUACAUCAUACAGCAGCCACAGGGAGAGCUAAUAGACCUCACCUUCACCCAUGUGGAACUGGAAGGCCAGCGUGGUUGCUCCCACAGUUACAUUGAGGUUCGAAAUCAUGAAACUUUACUUGGAAAAGUCUGUGGCAAUGAAACCGUCUCUCCGAUCAGAUCCAUUACUAAUAACAUCUGGAUCAGGUUUAAAAUAGACACCUCUGUUCAAAAGGCUAGCUUCAGAGCUUUUUAUCAAGUUGUUUGUGGAGGUGAAUUAACUGGAGAAGGAAUCAUUCAUUCACCAUUUUAUCCUAAUGUAUAUCCUGGAGAAAGAACCUGUAGGUGGACCAUCCACCAACCUCAAGGCCAAGUAGUUCUUCUCAACUUUACUGGCUUUGAAAUUGGAAGUUCCAACCACUGUGACACAGAUUAUGUUGAGAUUGGUAGCAGUUCUGUUUUGGGUUCUCCUGAAAAUGUAAAGUAUUGUGGUACAGAGAUGCCUUCAGUUAUAACAUCUGUUUACAAUGUUCUUUAUGUCACAUUCGUGAAGAGUCCUUCUAUGGAAAAUCGUGGUUUUGUGGCUGUGUUCAGUACCCAGGAUUUAGUAUGUGGAAAAACUCUUACUGCAUCAUCUGGAAUCAUUAAAAGUCCUGGCCAUCCAAGCAUUUACCCCAGUGGCGUUAACUGUACCUGGAAUAUAUUAGUCCAGCCUGGUCAGCUGAUUCGGUUGGUGUUUGAUGAAUUUCACCUGGAGUUUCAUUACAAUUGCACAAGUGACUACGUGGAAGUUCAUGAUACUGGCUCUAGGACUUAUCUUGGGAGAUACUGUGGAAAAUCCAUUCCGCCCUCUCUUACCAGCAGCACCAACUCAAUAACGCUGACAUUUGUGGCUGAUUCUGACCUCGCUUAUGAAGGCUUUUCAAUGAACUAUACAGCAAUUGAUGCAACAAAAGCAUGCUCAGAAGACUACACAGUUAAUUCUGGGACAUUUACUUCUCCAAACUUCCCCAAUCAUUACCCUCAUGACUAUGAAUGCAUUUAUAGGAUUACAGUAGAAAUUAACCAACAGAUUGCAUUGCACUUCACCAACUUCUCCUUGGAAGAUGGCAUGAGUGGAAACUGUGUAACAGAUUUUGUGGAAAUCAGGGAUGGAGGCUAUGAAAAUUCACCACUUGUGGGAAAGUUCUGUGGCUCAAUUCUACCCCCAAGAAUCAUCUCCCACAGUAACAAACUGUGGUUAAAAUUUAAAAGUGAUUCUGUGUUGUCAAAAUCUGGAUUCUCAGCUUCCUGGGAUGGAUCAUUAACAGGUUGUGGGGGCAACCUCACCACUUCCACGGGCAUGUUCACAUCUCCCAACUACCCGAUGCCUUACUACCACAGCUCUGAGUGCUACUGGUGGCUGAAAUCCAGCCAUGGCAGCCCGUUUGAACUGACCUUCAAAGACUUCCACUUGGAGUAUCAUCUCAACUGCUCUUUGGAUUAUCUGGAUGUAUACGAUGGCCCAAGUACCAGUUCUCAUCUGCUCACCAAGCUUUGUGGGGAUGCAAAACCCCCUCGCAUCCGAUCUAGUGGAGACAGCAUGCUACUGAAGCUGAGGACUGACGAAGGUCAGCAAGGAGGCGGCUUUGAGGUCGAGUACUCACAGAGAUGUGAGAAUGUGGUAAUAGUUAAUCAAACCUAUGGCAUCCUGGAGAGUAUAAAUUAUCCAAAUCCCUAUUCUGAAAAUCAGCGUUGCAGCUGGACCAUCCAAGCAACAAGAGGCAACACCGUGAACUACACAUUUGCAGCAUUUGAUUUGGAAUAUUACACAAACUGUUCCAUGGAUUACUUAGAGCUCUAUGAUGGCCCACGUCGGAUUGGACGCUACUGUGGAACAGAUAUUCCCCCGCCAGGGAGUACCACAGCCUCCAAGUUGCAAGUGCUGUUCCACACUGAUGGAGUUGGAGCCAGUGAGAAAGGAUUCCAGAUGCAGUGGGUGGUUCAUGGUUGUGGUGGGGAGCUGUUUGGAGCCAUGGGCUCCUUCAGCAGUCCUGAGUACCCUGGAAAGUAUCCACCCAACAAAGAAUGUAUCUGGUACAUUCACACUGCCCCGGGAAGUCAAAUCCAGCUCACCAUCCAUGACUUUGAUGUGGAAUAUGAGUCAACGUGCCAAUAUGACGUCCUGGAGGUCUAUGGAGGCCCCGAUUUCCACGCUCCCAGACUGACCCAGCUGUGUGCCCAGCGAUCAUCUGUGAUCCCCAUGCAGGUCUCCAGCACUGGAAACGAGCUAGCAAUCCGAUUUAAAACUGACAGCUCUGUAAACGGGCGAGGCUUCAAUGCCUCCUGGCAAGCACUCUCCGGAGGUUGUGGCGGGAUUUUCCAUGCUCCCAACGGAGAGAUUCAUUCUCCAGAUUACCCCAACCAUUAUAGAAGUAACAGUGACUGUUCCUGGGUCAUUCAAGUUGAAAAAUAUCACCGUGUCCUCUUGAAUAUCACUGACUUCGACCUGGAACCUCCAGAUUCUUGUAUUACAACACAUGAUGGCGUAAACUCUGCAACAGCUCGCCUGGCCAGCGUGUGCGGCAGACAGCAGCUGACUAACCCCAUCACCUCUUCAGGGGACAGCCUCUUUGUGAGAUUCCAGUCUGGCGCUUCCAGACAGAGCAGGGGCUUCCGAGCCCAGUUCAGGCAAGUCUGUGGAGGCUACGUCCUCACCAACUCUUUUGAUACCAUUUCCUCGCCAUUGUACCCUGCCAAAUACCCACACAAUCAGAACUGCAGCUGGAUAAUUCAAGCUCAACCUCCAUUCAAUCAUAUUACUCUCUCCUUUACCCACUUUGGGCUUCAAAACAGUCGGGGGUGUACUCUGGACUAUAUAGAAAUUUUGGACGGCAGCGACUCUGAUGCACCCCUCCGAGGCCGCUACUGUGGUUUUUCCUUGCCCCAUCCCAUCACGUCCUACAGCAGGGCCCUGACACUGAGGUUCAUCUCUGAUUCUGGAAACAACUAUGAUGGUUUUCAUGCUCUAUAUGCUGCAUCAACAUCGGCUUGCGGUGGAAACUUCCACAGGGCUACAGGCACCUUCGAGACCCCUAGCUACCCAGACGUUUACCCCCCUAAUUCGGAAUGUGUCUGGAGCAUUAUCAGUUCCCCUGGCAACCGGAUCCAGCUGUCUUUUAUAUCUUUUCAGUUGGAGGACUCUCAAAACUGUAGCAAAGAUUUUGUGGAGAUCCGAGAAGGGAAUGCCACUGGUCCCUUGGUGGGAAGAUACUGUGGAAGCUCCCUACCCCGCAAUUAUUCAUCUAUUACAGAGCAUCUUCUGUGGAUCAGAUUUGUCUCAGACGGCUCAUCCAAUAGCAUGGGCUUCCAGGCCACAUUUACUAAGAUAUUUGGCAAUGAUAAUAUUGAGGGAACUCAUGGGAAAAUCGCUUCUCCUUUCUGGCCUGCAAACUACCCUCCUUACUCCAAUUACAAAUGGACAGUAAAUGUGAAUAUGUCUCAGACUAUCCACGGUAGAAUCCUGGAGAUGGACAUUGAAUCAGCACAUAACUGCUACUAUGACAAGUUAAAGAUUUAUGAUGGGGCUGAUACUCAUUCUCGCCUAAUUGGAAUUUACUGUGGUACUGAAACUCAGUCUUUUAGCUCCAGGGGAAAUUCUUUGAUGGUUCAGUUUUUGUCAGACUCUUCAGUCUCAGGGAAGGGAUUCCUUCUGGAGUGGUUUGCAGUAGACAACUCUGUUGGAUCUUUACCUACCAUCACUCCAGGUGCUUGUGGAGGGUUCCUGAGGACUGGAGACACGCCGGCCUUUCUCUUUUCCCCAGGCUGGCCUGGGAGAUACAGCAAUGCGAUGGAUUGUUCAUGGCUUAUCCAGGCUCCGGGUUCCACUGUGGAACUCAAUAUCCUCUCGAUGGACAUCGAAUCUCACCAAAUGUGUGACUAUGACAGUCUCGUGAUAAGAAAUGGAGACAAUGACGAGUCCCCACUGCUGGCAGUUCUCUGCGGAACACAGAUCCCUGGGCCCAUCCGGUCCACUGGAGAGUACCUGUCCAUCCACUUCUCCUCCGACCUCAGCAUCACCAGGGCAGGCUUCAACGCGUCCUUCCACAAGAGCUGUGGUGGAUAUCUACACGCAGACAGAGGGAUUAUCACAUCUCCCAAGUACCCAAUGCCCUACCCUCCCAACCUCAACUGUUCUUGGCAUGUCCUGGUCCAGCCUGGUUUCGUCAUCGCUGUCCACUUUGAAGAGCCCUUCCAGAUUCCAAGUGGAGAUGCUAUCUGCAGCCAGGGGGAUUAUUUGGUGCUGAAAAAUGGACCAGAUAUCUAUUCUCCACCUUUGGGAACCCAAGGAAGAAAUGGUCGUUUCUGUGGCGGUUAUCCCUCAUCAACUCUGUUCACCUCGGAUAAUCAGAUGUUCGUUCAGUUUAUUUCUGAUAAUAGUAAUAAUGGAGGGCGAGGAUUUAAGAUGAGAUAUGAAGCAAAGAGUUUAGCCUGUGGGGGUUACAUCUACAUCCACGAUGCUGAUUCGACUGGAUAUGUGACCUCCCCCAACUACCCUAACAAUUACCCACCGCAUGCUGAUUGUGUCUGGAUCAUAUCUGCUCCUCCGGGAAAGAGCAUAAGGAUACAGUUUGAAGAUCAAUUCGAUAUUGAAGAUACACCCAACUGCUUUUCCAGUUAUCUUGAGUUACGGAAUGGAGGCAGUUCAAGUUCACCAGUACUUUCCAAAUUUUGUGGGAUGUCUUUACCCGGUAGCCAGUUGUCCUCAACAGAGCUUAUGUAUCUGAGGUUCCAGUCCAACAGUUCAACUCACACAGGAUUCAAGGCCAAGUAUUCUAUGGCCCAGUGUGGAGGAACAGUAACGGGACAAAGUGGCAGCAUUGAGAGCAUUGGCUACCCCACGCUUCCAUAUCCAAAUAAUUUAUUUUGUCAGUGGCAGCUCCAGGGCCUCCCAGGACACUACCUCACCAUCCAUUUUGAAGAUUUUAACCUUCAGAAUUCCUCAGGCUGUGAAAAAGACUUUGUGGAGAUCUGGGAAAACCUUAUCCCUGCACGUCUUCUGGGUAGAUACUGUGGAAAUGCCAUUCCUCAAAGCAUAGACACCUCUAGCGAUGUUGCCUCUGUCAGGUUUGUCACGGAUGACUCACUUACUGCCCCAGGGUUCAGGCUGUGGUUUGAAUCCAGCCUGGCAGAGUGUGGUGGGGAUCUACAAGGCCCCACUGGAACAUUUACUUCACCCAACUACCCGAACCCAAACCCUCACGGCCGGGUCUGCGAGUGGAGAAUCACUGUGCAGGAAGGCAGGCAGGCCACCCUGACUUUCAACAACCUGAGGCUGGAAGCUCAUCCAUCCUGCAGCAACGAGCAUGUGAUUAUAUUCAAUGGCAUUAGAAGUAACUCCCCUCAGCUUGAGAAGCUGUGUAGUAGCGUAAAUGUAAGCAAUGCGAUAAAGUCUUCAGGAAACACAAUGAAAGUCGUGUUUUUCACGGAUGGAUCCCGGCCAUAUGGAGGCUUCAGUGCUUCCUAUACAUCCAGUGAAGAUGCAGUGUGUGGUGGGUUUCUUACCAAUGCCCCCGAAGGAAACUUUACUUCUCCUGGUUAUGAUGGAGUCAGUAAUUACUCAAGAAACCUAAACUGUGAAUGGACUCUCAGCAAUCCAAAUCGGGAAAAUUCAUCUAUUUAUAUUAAUUUUGUGGCUUUCUCCCUUGAAAGUCAUCAAGAUUGUCAAUCUGAUGUCCUUGAGUUUCGAGCAGAUGAUUCUGAAGGGCCCCUAUUAGGGAGAUAUUGUGGCCCUACAAAGCCAACAGUGCCACUGGUAAUACCUUAUCCUCAGGUGUGGAUACACUUUGUCACGAACGAACGUGAAGAACACACAGGAUUCCACGCAGAGUAUUUCUUCACAGAUUGUGGUGGAAUACAGACAGGAGAGGCUGGAGUGAUCACAAGCCCCAACUAUCCUGGCUUUUACAGAAGCCUAGCCCACUGUGCGUGGUUGGUGGAAGCCCCAGUAGGACGCACCAUCACUCUUACAUUCAGUGACUUUGAUAUUGAAACUCACUCAGCCUGUGCGUGGGACUCGGUCACUGUCAGGAAUGGUGGCUCCCCUGAGUCACCCAUUAUAGGACAGUACUGUGGAAACUCAAACCCCAGGACAAUACAGUCUGGUUCCAACCAGCUCACGGUGAUUUUUAACUCAGACAAGUCAAUGCAAAGUCACGGAUUUUAUGCCACAUGGAGCACUCAAACUUUAGGUUGUGGUGGAAUAUUUCAUUCAGACAAUGGUACAAUCAGAUCGCCGCACUGGCCACAGAAUUUCCCUGAAAAUAGCAGAUGUUCCUGGACAGUCAUAACUCAAGAAAGUAAACACUUCGAGAUCAGCUUUGACAGCAACUUCCGAAUCCCCAGUGGCAAUGCACAGUGUCAGAACAGCUUUGUGAAGGUAUGGGCAGGACCUGAGCAGACCAUUGUGGACCUGUUGAGCACAUGGUGUGGGGACGUGGCACCCAGCCCCAUCAUCAUACCAAGAAAUGCAUUCACUUUGGCAUUCCAGUCUCAGGAGGCGCCAGCCCAGGGCUUCUCUGCAGCCUUCGUAAGCCGAUGUGGCUAUAAUUUCACUAGUUCUUCGGGUUCCAUUAUCUCUCCAAACUUCCCAAAGCGAUAUGACAACAAUAUGAACUGCACCUACCUGAUAAAGGGGCAUCGUAGGUCUGUGGUUAUCCUGACUUUUGAGUCUUUCCAUUUGGAAGGUCGCUCUGCCCUCACCGGAAGCUGCGACAGUGACGGUGUGCACAUCCUCAGGGGUGACAGCGUCUCCUCCACACCUGUCGCUACCGUGUGUGGUGAGGAGAUGUUGGAUCCCAUGACGCUGGCUGCCCCAGUGCUGCUUAACUUCUACUCCAAUUCGCAUGUCACGGACUUCGGAUUCAAGUUUUCCUAUCAACUCAUCUCCUGUGGUGGGACAUACAACGCAUCGGCUGGGAUCAUCACCAGUCCUUCCUCCUCUGAGAACUACCCAAACAACAUCUACUGCCUGUAUAAGAUCUUCGUCAGAAACGACAGAGUGGUUCUGCUCAAGUUCCGUAAUUUUGAUGUGGUUCCCUCUGCCGUCUGCUCCAAUGACUUCGUGGCAAUUUAUGAUGGGUCUAACAUCAGUGAUCCCCUUCUUGGCAAAUUCUGUGGGUCCAAGCUUCCGCCAGUUAUUAAGAGCAGCAGUAAUAGCAUGCUUCUGGUGUUCAAGACAGAUGCUGUUCAAACGGCAAGAGGCUGGAGGGCAGCCUUCCGGCAAACGUUAGGACCACAGCAUGGAUGUGGGGGUUACCUGACAGGUUCCGAUAGCACUUUGCUCUCUCCUGAUUCGGAUUCAAAUGGAAGAUACGACAAGCACUUAAACUGCAUAUGGUUCAUAACUGCACCUGUGAACAAAGUAAUAAAACUCACCUUCAACACAUUUGCUCUUGAGAAUGAAAGUUCUGCAAGGAUAUGCCAGUUUGAUUAUGUGAAGCUAUACGAUGGAGACAGUGAAGAUGAUGACUUGGUAGGAACAUUUUGUGGUUCCACAGUACCUGCUCCUUUUAUCUCUUCUGGUAACUUCCUAACAGUUCAAUUUAUCACUGACCUGAGUUCUGAAAGAGAAGGAUUUAAUGCUACAUACACUUUCCUGGACAGGCCUUGUGGUGGAAUGUAUAAUGCAACUUGGACCCCCCAAAAUGCAUCCUCACCCCGUGUACUGGACCCCAGCUUUUCACUCUUCACCUGUACUUGGGUCAUCGAAGCACCCCACCAUGAGCAAGUCAAGAUAUCCGUGUGGGAACUACAGCUGCAAUCGGAAGACUGUGCCCAGAACUACUUAGAGUUUCAGGACGCACCAGAGAUCAGCGGAAACCCCGCAAUUCAGGUCUGUGGCAGAAAUGCAUCAAGCGUGCCGGCGCUUUACUCCUCCACGCGCACCGCCGUCCUCGUCUUCAAAUCUGACAAUCUAAGCUCAAACUCUAGAGUGAGCUUCAACUAUCAGAUUGCAGAUUGCAACAGACACUAUCGCCAGGGAUUUGGCACUCUGAGGAGUCCCGGGUGGCCAGACAAUUACUAUGCAAACCUGGACUGCACCAUUAUUCUCUCCGCCCCACAGAACCACACCAUUUCCCUCUUUUUCGACUCUUUCAGCAUUGAGAGCGGCCCUGGCUGCGUACAUGACUUCUUGGAGAUAAGAAAUGGAAGUGACAGUAGCUCCCCACUGCUCGGGACCUACUGUGGAAGUCUGCUGCCGGACCCCGUCUUCUCUCAGAGUCCCACACUGUAUCUACACUUCAAGAGCGACAAUUUCAUUUCCAGGAGUGGGUAUGAAAUCACCUGGACCUCAUCCCCCUUUGGCUGCGGCGGGAUUCUGCGCGGAGACAGCGGCUCCCUCGCCAGCCCCGGCUACCCCGGUUCCUACCCGAACCACACGCACUGCGAGUGGGCCCUCAGCGCGCCCUCGGGCCGGCCGCUCUCCGUCAGCUUCUACCUAGUGAGCAUUGACGACCCGGGCGACUGCGCGCUCAACUACCUGGUGCUGCACGACGGGCCGGACGCCACGUUCCCCGCCGCCGGGCCCUACUGCGGAGCGGACACCAGCAUAGCUCCCUUUGUGGCUUCCUCAAGUCGGGUCUUCAUAGUAUUCCAUGCUGAGUACUCAACGCAUCCGUCUGCAUUCAGGCUAAUGUGGCACAGCUGAGGGCCUAUCUGGGUUCCUCCACACUGCAGCCCCAUCCAGGGACUGUCAGAUAUCACAUGGGACAGGACUCUGCCACCUCGCCCUGGACCGUGCCUGUGCCGCUGGGCAGAAGUUGAACUUUUGUGAAUUCCACCAGAGAAUGUAUAAAUCAACAUUUGCACAAUUUUUGAACACAGACUACCUUCUUUCACCAUGCCUGUGUAUAGCAUUCUUUCCUCUAAUAUUUUGAGCUGAAGUCCAAAAAUUCUUUAAAGUUUAAAAGUGAUCAUGAAAUAUGUAAGUUUUUAAAAAUUAAUAAAAGUACGAUUUUCAUUGUG
This is a messenger RNA of Heterocephalus glaber (naked mole-rat), 11307 nucleotides long. It is a transcript of the gene Cubn, whose product is annotated as cubilin. NCBI's taxonomy places the organism in Eukaryota, Metazoa, Chordata, Mammalia, Rodentia, Bathyergidae. The record is from RefSeq and is a predicted model, not a curated record. Gene Ontology annotation, molecular function: calcium ion binding.